This is a messenger RNA of Uncinocarpus reesii 1704, 1194 nucleotides long. RefSeq names its product 60S ribosomal protein RML2. Lineage: Eukaryota; Fungi; Ascomycota; Eurotiomycetes; Onygenales; Onygenaceae. Bases 1 to 1194 code for a protein of 397 amino acids. Gene Ontology annotation, cellular component: ribosome. Gene Ontology annotation, molecular function: structural constituent of ribosome; RNA binding. The record is from RefSeq and is a predicted model, not a curated record. Gene Ontology annotation, biological process: cytoplasmic translation. The transcript is spliced from 2 exons.
AUGCUUCAACCUCGCAUACCCUUGCGGGGUCUCCAGCAUUCCUGCAAAUACUUUUCUUCCCUUCUGUCGCGGACAUAUGCCACCGUUGUUGAAUCACAACCUGCUGCGCCGGAAGCGUCAGUGGACACAAUCAGCUCCUUCGUUCCGCCGCCUUCUCAUGCCAAGGGAGGAGCCGAGAUUCGACGGUACAAACCGCGCACUCCCGGGUUAAGGCACCUUCGAAGACCGGUAAACGACCAUCUAUGGAAGGGACGACCGAUCCACGAAUUAACGUUCCCCAAAAAAGGUCAAGGGAAAGGCGGCAGAAACAACACUGGACAUAUCACCGUUCGGCAUCGAGGAGGCGGCCACAAGCGAAGAAUACGGAUGGUUGACUUCAACAGAAAAGAGCCAGGGCCGCACCUGGUAGAAAGAAUCGAACACGAUCCCAACCGGUCUGCGCAUAUCGCUCUCAUCCGAUCCAAACUUACGAAAAAACGCAGCUAUAUCAUCGCGACUGAAGGCAUGCGGGCGGGCGACGUUGUGCAGAGUUAUCGGGCUGGUAUCCCACAAGACCUGUGGGACAGUAUGGGUGGUGUUAUUGAUCCUGGUGUUUUGGCUGCAAGAACUGCCUGGCGGGGCAACUGUCUGCCGCUCCAUAUGAUUCCGAUUGGAACAUUGGUGUACAAUGUUGGAUUGCAUAAGGACAAGGGAGGACAGCUCUGUCGCAGCGCCGGUACCUUUGCGACCAUUGUCGCAAAGGCAUUUGAAGGAUUUGACCCCGAAUCAGACGUAAUCACAGAUGAAAGAGGGGAAACAAAACAUUUGACUCUUCAGGACAAGCACAGGUUGAAGAAAUUGUCAGAGCAUGUGACUCUUCGCCUACAAAGUGGUGAAAUUCGGCUCAUCCACAAGGAUUGCUGUGCAACCAUUGGCGUUGCAAGCAACGAAAAUUAUCAUUAUAGACAGCUGGGCAAGGCUGGUCGCAAGCGUUGGCUAGGCAUUCGGCCAACAGUUCGUGGUCUUGCCAUGAACGCUAUGGAUCAUCCUCACGGUGGUGGUCGAGGCAAAUCGAAGGGUAAUGUCCAUCCCAAGAGUCCUUGGGGUUUGCCGGCAAAAUCAGGUUAUAAAACUCGACCGAAACGCAAGGUUAACAAGAUGGUUGUCACCCCCAGACCGCGCAACCAAGGCAAGCGUCGUAGAGGUUACAACUAA